GACCCAAUCCUUCACUUGAAUAGAAACGGACUUUGGGGUCUUCAUUGUUAACCCGUGAAACAGCUCUUCUCCAAUAGCGCAAAACUUUCCCCGCUUCUCCGGCAGCUCAAAACCUCCUCCCCACAUAUCAUCGCCGGCGACUCUCUCUCCCGUAACUACAGCUCUUGGUCGGCCGCCUCUUCAGCACACUUACAGUCAGCAAGUAUAUUCCCAUAGUGACGUGAGGAAGAAGCAUGGGUUUAGGCAACAAGCAGGAAGAGAAAUCUCGCCGAGAACGAAGGAAAGAAGCUCGGCUGCUGAAGAAGAAGACAAAAUCUGAUUCAUGGAUUGAACAUCAAAAAUAUUGCAAAUCAAGGAAACUUUCAUGGCAUUCAAAUUCAGAACACGCAAAGAGAUCACAGAAUUCAUCCGGUCAGAGUAUAAAAGGAAGAGUACUUUUGCAGGCUUAUCCUGACCCUGCAAGCGGUCAUAGCUCAGAGCUGCCUGCUACUCUGAGAAACUCUGAAGUCAAAUUUGAGGCUCCAAAUUCUACCGUGGCAAGUGUCUUGGAAAGAAAAAAGGGCUUGAAGAAAGAGUCAGAAACUGUUUUUGAAGAGUUCCCUCAAAUGCAAAUGCAACAAGAUGCCAUUUUUUCUGCAGGGGAUUUUGCAUUGGAAAGAAAACUUGCAAAGAAACUCAAAGUGAAGGAUGGGAAAUUAGGAGGAAUAGGUGAUGGUAUCAAUGAGUUACUUGAAGGAAUUCCACAUGCAGUUGAGGGUGGAACAAAUCCAGUACAUGAGGAAAUUCUGAAGAGGAGAUCUGACAACAAUUGUUUAAAUAAGAAACGAACGAAGAGCAUGGCAUUAAGGAAUGAACUGGAAGGCAAUGAUGAGCUUGCAGGGGAGACAGUAGUUGGAUUGUCUAAGACGGUUGAAAAUUGUUAUAAGCCACAUGAAAGCCCCGAGCAGACUACUGUGCUAAAGAAAUCUCAGGCUAAAUUGCAUUCUUCUAAAAAUUCUGAUUCUGCUGCGGCAGAUAUGGCGAUAACAAAGAAAACAAAAUUCGAAGAGUUUCUAGAAAUGGAAAUGCUGGAAGGUGUUGUUUCUGCUGAGUCAGAUUUGUAUCUGGAAAGAAAACUUACAAAGAAGCUCAAGGUGAAAGAGGGAAAAUUACGAGAUGAAGAUGAUGGCAUCAAUUUGUUAAUUGAAGGAAUUCCAUCAGUUCUCGAUUCCUUUCAGGCUGAUGAAGACCCAUGUGAUGUGGCUUCAAGGAAGAGUUCCAAAAACAGCUAUAAAAAGAUGAAAACUUCAGAGCAAGAGCUGGAAGCUGUGGUGGAAGUUGGCACCCCAGCUGUAGAAUCUGAGCCUGUGGAAACUUUUCAUGCCAAAAUGAAACUGGAAAAUGUUCCUGCCAAGGCUCCUAAGUUGGAUGCAAAUGUAAAAUAUCUAGCUCCACACUUGAGAUCUCAUGUGGGGAAUGAAACAGAAGAUAUAUCUCAGAUUCGUAGAAGGGUGCGAGGACUUCUGAAUAGGCUGUCUGAAUCAAAUCUGGAAUCAAUUACUGGUGAACUUUCCAUUAUCUUUCGGUCUGUUGCUCGAGGCAUUGGUUCUCAGAUUAUCAUCGAAGAGGUUUUGGCAUCAUGUUCUGGAGGUCCUCGUGGCAAUGAACAAUAUGCUGCUGUUUUUGCAGCUUUUGUUGCAGGCAUGGCUUGUUUGGUUGGGAUUGACUUCAGUGCAAAGCUCUUAGCAUCCCUUGCAAAAUGUUUUCAGGAUGAGUACCUUGAAGAAGAUAAUCUUUCUCUGCGGAACUUGACACUUCUACUGUCUUAUUUAUACAUUUUUGGAGUUUGCUCAAGUGAAUUAAUAUAUGACUUUAUGAUUAUUCUGAGCAAUCGGUUGAUGGAGGUGGAUGUUUCUACUAUCUUAACCAUUCUACACUGCUGUGGAAUGAAUCUAAGAAGUGACAACCCUUCUGCCAUGAAAAAUUUUGUGCUGUGUGUACAAAAUAGAGCAAAUGCGUUGAAGGGCUCUUCUGAAAAUGGUCAAAAAAUAACAAGCAACAAAAGAAUGGAGUUCAUGCUUGAAACCAUAUUUGAGAUCAAGAACAACAAAAAGAAGGCAAAAGAGGAUACUCCACACCAUACAUGGAUAAAAAAAUGGCUGCAGAAAUUAAGGGUAGAAGAUAUUCUAAUUCGAGGGCUCAAAUGGAGCAAGCUCCUUGAUCCUGAUAAGAAAGGUCAGUGGUGGUCGUCUGGGGAUAUGGAUUCCACAAUUGGCAAAAUUGAAGAGGUCUCUAGUACAAUUGACAAGGAGUCCCUUGAAGCCCACAAGUUAAUGCAGCUUGCUGCUGCACAAAGGAUGAAUACAGAGGUUAGAAGAGCUAUCUUUUGUGUAAUAAUGAGCGGGGAGGACUACAUUGAUGCUUUUGAAAAACUUCUGAGGUUGGAUGUGCAAGGGAAGCAGGAUAGAGAGAUCAUGCGUGUACUUGUGGAGUGCUGUUUACAGGAGCAAGUAUUUAACAAAUACUAUUCUGUUUUGGCUGCCCAGUUAUGUCGCCAUGACAAAGAACACAGAACCACUUUACAGGGAGAUGAGGAGUAUCGUCUUUUAGGUCUUCAGAGUGAAGUGGAACUAGGUGAAUACGAGGUGGAGCAUGGGGAGUGGCUCUACUAUGAGUGUUUGUGGAGCCUUUGGAAGGAGCAGAAUUGGCGGGCUUUCUUGGAGAAGUUGAGAGCUUUGUGCUGACACAUGAUGUAACACUUGGCAAAAUUAAUAACAAGAAGAUUCAAUUAAAAAAAUACACUGACCUCCCCUCAGUCAAAAAAUUGUUAGAAAUUCAUGUAAUUUCAUAAAACUUCAGAAAUAUGCUUUGUAAUGCAAAUCUAACAUCAGGGGGCGACCUGAUAUAACUUUUGAAGUAUUUGAAAUGUGUUCUCUAGAAUGACAUCCAAAAUGAAAUAUCCAUACUGCUAUAAUAUCAAAGGUGUGGUAUUGGUAUCAAUUAUUUAUUUUAUUUACUCUUUUAGUUACUUGGAAAGGUUACUAUUUUUCCCUUCACUUUAUCUUUUUUAUUUUUGUUUGAGAUAUUUUUUGGGGGGUGAAGCAGUUUGCAUAUCCUGGUCGCUGGGAGAUUCUUGAAGUCUAAUAUCCCUGUAAAUAUUAUAAGUCUUUUUGGCUUACUUCGUUAUACUUAGAUGCCACAUGUGAUAAGUUUUAUUUGUUAUACUUAGAAAUCAUUCUCAACCUUUAGAGGAUGAGAGUGCUAUGUUCCAUUUCAAUCUCUCAUUCCAUACUUCAGGUGAAGUAGUUCUUACAUAACAUACAUGCUUAGGUAUUUAGAUC
Molecule: messenger RNA, 3320 nt
Organism: Diospyros lotus (date-plum)
Lineage: Eukaryota; Viridiplantae; Streptophyta; Magnoliopsida; Ericales; Ebenaceae
Exons: 14
Coding region: 234-2723 (829 amino acids)
Biological process (GO): ribosomal small subunit biogenesis
Cellular component (GO): nucleolus
Molecular function (GO): protein binding; RNA binding
Source: RefSeq, a predicted model, not a curated record